AGUACUGGUGUUGAUGUUUUAACACACUGUUUUUAAUUUUUUUAUUUUUUUCAUCUUAUGGGAUGGAUGCAUGAACUGAUUUGAGAUGUUCAGUGAGAUUGUCACAUUUGGAAGCAUACACCACAUGUACUUUUUAAACCCUUGUUUGAUCUAAAAGAUUUCCAGCACCAUAUUUUGUUUAUGAGCAUUUUCCUUGUGGGUUAGUCCGUCGACAACUGAUGGGAAUUUGGUAUUAAUAAUUCUGAUGAUAGUAUCUUACCACCGUCAGCAGUAUAAAAAGAAAAUGGUCCCGUUGAACCAAAAGCUGUUUUUCCAAAGAGGGAAAAAGCUUUAGCUAAAGAUCUAUUUGCUCCAGCCUCACUUGAUCUUCCUAAGUUAAAGAGAAGGAAGCAGUCUGAGAAAGCGGCAACUUCAUCUAGAAAUACAAGAGCUAUGGUUUCUAAGAAACCAACAGAGAAAAAAAGUAAGAGACGUGAUGGACCAAAAAGGCGUGUUUAUUACAAAAAAGUUGUCUAUGAUGGUGGAGAGUUUGAUGUCGGAGAUGAUGUUUACGUGAAGAGAAGAGAAGAUGCUAAUUCUGAUAAUGAUGAUCCUGAGGUUGAGGAGUGUAUCUUUUGCUUUAAGUCUGGUAGGAAUUUAAUGAUUGAGUGUGACGAUUGCUUGGGUGGUUUUCAUCUUAAAUGUCUUAGACCUCCAUUGAAGGAGAUUCCAGAUGGGGAUUGGAUUUGUGAAUUUUGUGAGGCUAGGAAAGCGGGGAAGAAAGUUGAGCUUCCUGAACCACCAAAAGGGAAAAAGCGGAGAAGAACGGCAAGGGAGAAGCUUCUUUCCAGUGAUCUAUGGGCUGUACAUAUUGAAAGCUUAUGGAAGGAACCAGAUGGUAGUUAUUGGUUUAAAGGCCGAUGGUAUGUGAUUCCUGAAGAGACUGCAUCUGGAAGGCAGCCACAUAAUCUACGCAGGGAGAUUUAUCUCACUAAUGAUUUUACGGACAUUGAGAUGGAAUCCAUCGUUAGACAUUGCUCCGUAAUGAAUUGUAAAGAAUUUUCUGAAGCCAAUAAUGAAGGAGAUGACGUCUUUCUAUGUGAAUAUGAAUAUGAUAUCCAGCGGCAAAGUUUCAAGCGCCUUGCAGAUAUCGACAAGGAGGAAGAUGAUGAUAAAGAAGCUGUUGGAGAUGAAGACUGGGAAUCUUGUAGUGAUUCAAUCUCUGACCCUGAAGAGAACUUAAAGAGUGCACGGAAGAAGCUUAAGUUUUCAGCAAGGGGGCAAUCACCGGGUCAUGGAUUUGCCGCGAAUGCACAAGGUGGGAAGUUCUUUGGCCUUCACAAAAUAGGGACAAAAAAGAUCUUGGAGCAUGUGAAAGGCCACAAGCAAACUGAGAUUGAAAAAGCAAAAGUGACUUUGCUGUUGGCAACACUACCUAAAUCUCCUCCUUGUAGGAAUAAAGAAGUGGAGGAGAUAACCGAAUUUGUUAAAGACGCUGUCAGUAUUGAUCAGUGUCUGGGACGCUGCUUGUACAUCCAUGGUGUUCCUGGAACUGGCAAGACUAUGAGUGUACUUGCAGCGAUGAGGAAUUUGCGGUCUGAAGUUGAUGCAGGUACUAUAAGACCGUACUGUUUUGUGGAGAUUAAUGGUUUAAAAUUGGCUUCUCCGGAGAAUAUAUAUAAGGUCAUAUAUGAAAAACUAAGUGGGCACAGGGUCAGUUGGAAAAAAGCUCUUUCCUUGCUGAAUGAGAGAUUUUCAAACGAUAUUAAAGUCUGUAACAGUCAACCCUGUGUUUUACUGAUCGAUGAGCUUGAUCUUCUAGUAACAAGGAACCAAUCGGUUCUAUACAAUAUCCUUGAUUGGCCAACUAAGCCACAUUCCAAAUUGGUUGUAAUAGGAAUAGCAAACACCAUGGAUCUUCCUGAGAAACUGCUACCUCGUAUUUCAAGCCGCAUGGGAAUCCAACGGCUUUGUUUUAGCCCCUAUACUUAUCAGCAACUUAGAGAAAUCAUUUCAAGCCGCAUUGAAGGAAUCAAAGCAUUUGACAAACAAGCUAUAGAAUUUGCUUCGAGGAAGGUGGCGGCAAUUUCAGGAGACGUGCGUCGUGCACUGGAAAUAUGUAGGCGAGCAGCUGAAAUUGCAGAUUAUAAAAUUAAAAAAUCAUCAUCCACCCUGGACUUCUCAUCCCCAGGUGUAAACUUGGAGAAUGCAGAAUCAUUAUCUGUGAGGCAGGAGCUCGGCAUAGGUUACAAAAGUUACAGCUCAAUUUUCCAAGUGAUGAUGUUGCAUUUGCACUAAAAGACUGCUCGGAGUUACCUUGGUUGACCAAGUACCUAUAACUGAUGAUAUUUUUUUCCUGUAUUCUUCUCCUUUUUAUCUAUUGCUUUUUUCCUUUUCUUUUUUUAACAGAAAAAGGGAGGCAUUAUGUCUAUAGUUCUGCUGCAUCAUGAACGUAUUUAGCUCCAGCAAAAUAGCAGCAGCAUGAAGUGUAUUACUAACCAUAGUUGGUCCUCUAUAUGUAAUCAAAUUAGCUCUAACAACAACUUCAACGUUACCAAUCUCACUAAAAUACAAGCUUCAUCUUUAACAAACUUAACUAAACUCAAUCUCUCACUUCGAUUAUGGAUGAUAUAAUGCUUUAACAACUCUUUUCAUACUUGACCCAGAGAUUAAAAAUUGAUAGUUUAUACAAAACUGGGUUUUAUAGGCGGUGUUUGAUGAUAAUUCAAAGGUAACAAUUCCUGCAACUGAAAUCCUAGAUCCAAUCACAAACAAAUCAAUCCCAAAUCCUGAAUACGAAGAAUGGGUUAAAACUGAUCAAAACAUACUUACUGAA
Molecule: messenger RNA, 2815 nt
Organism: Papaver somniferum (opium poppy)
Lineage: Eukaryota; Viridiplantae; Streptophyta; Magnoliopsida; Ranunculales; Papaveraceae
Product: origin of replication complex subunit 1-like
Exons: 14
Coding region: 433-2277 (614 amino acids)
Biological process (GO): DNA replication initiation; mitotic DNA replication checkpoint signaling
Cellular component (GO): nuclear origin of replication recognition complex
Molecular function (GO): ATP hydrolysis activity; DNA replication origin binding; chromatin binding
Source: RefSeq, a predicted model, not a curated record